Capronia epimyces CBS 606.96 is the source of this 1026-nucleotide messenger RNA. RefSeq lists its product as uncharacterized. NCBI's taxonomy places the organism in Eukaryota, Fungi, Ascomycota, Eurotiomycetes, Chaetothyriales, Herpotrichiellaceae. The record is from RefSeq and is a predicted model, not a curated record. Bases 1 to 1026 code for a protein of 341 amino acids. The transcript is spliced from 3 exons.
AUGUUCCGCACAACCGCAGUCCGUUCGCUGCCGCGAUCCUUCGCAACUGUUCAAGCUGCUGCCCCGCGAGCCAGCAUCUACAACCAUGUCCUGAAGGCUUCUUUGAGAACCUCUGCGCGCCCCGUCCGACCGUCGAAGGUCCUUUCUCUCACCGUUGCGCGAUCUGUCCAGAAAUCAAUUGUCCGCUACGAAUCUACUGCCGGACAGAAGGCAGCCGCCUUGGACACGAAGAAAUUCGAAGCGGAUUUGCUCAAAGAGACUCUGAAGCCUGUCCCCGAGGUUGUGUCUUCAUCGUCGAGCGUACGCGGAAUCGCUAGUGAGGUGGCUGCCGAGCAAGAUCAGGACGUGGACAUGAUGGCAGGCAUCCGGAGUGACUUUGAAACUAUCAAGGACACGUUCUCCUUGCGUGAGGUGCCCCGUCAAGCACUCAACGUUGGUCUUGCAGGUGUUGUCCCUUAUCUGGCAACAUCUCUUACCACCGUUUACCUGUCUUUUGAUAUCCAGUACGCGGCCACCCAUGGCACCGGCUUUUUGCUGUCUGGCCAGACUGCCGAGGCUCUCUUGCAUGUCCUCGAACCAAUUCAGCUUGGUUAUGGAGCUGUGAUCAUCUCCUUCCUUGGCGCCAUUCACUGGGGUCUCGAGUGGGCUGGCUUCGGUGGCUACAAGGGCUACCCUAGAUACUCCAUGGGUAUCGUUGCCACUGCCGUCGCGUGGCCGACUCUUUUAUUGCCCGCAGAGGUCGGCCUGAUCGCCCAAUUCCUUGCAUUCACGUUCUUGUACUACAACGACGCUAGAGCGGCGUCUCGGGGCUGGGCUCCUUCUUGGUAUGGAUCGUACCGAUUCGUCCUGACCUUCGUUGUCGGCGCCAGCAUUGUCGCAUCCCUGGUUGGCCGUGGCCAAAUCGCCGACUUGGUCACCCGACCACCUGGUCCUGCUGACCAGUUGAGAGCCCUGCGAGCACAGCAGUUGGAAGAGCUGGGCCCUGAGCCAGAGGCCGAAGAGGAAGAGGAUGAGGAUGAGGAAUAG